This is a messenger RNA of Patella vulgata (common limpet), 2496 nucleotides long. RefSeq names its product polyribonucleotide 5'-hydroxyl-kinase Clp1. Gene Ontology annotation, cellular component: nucleus; mRNA cleavage factor complex. The transcript has 12 exons. Lineage: Eukaryota; Metazoa; Mollusca; Gastropoda; Patellidae. Gene Ontology annotation, biological process: tRNA splicing, via endonucleolytic cleavage and ligation. Bases 129 to 1397 code for a protein of 422 amino acids. The record is from RefSeq and is a predicted model, not a curated record. Gene Ontology annotation, molecular function: polynucleotide 5'-hydroxyl-kinase activity.
UCAAAAUGUCAGCGCCCAUACGAACGUAAAUAAAUAGAGAUUUCUGAGAUAUUUAAAAAUUACACCAGAAAUAAUCUAAAAAAUCGCUUAAAUAUUGAUCAGUAAAUGUUUUUUUACUGAAAAGCAGUAUGGCCGAUGAUAAAAAUGAGGAGGGUACAGAAUUCCGACUGGUGGCCAAAGAUGAAUUACGAUUUGAGGUUGAAUCAAAAGCUACAGUUGUUAUGGAGAUGAUGGAAGGGAAAGGUGAAAUAUUCGGAACGGAAUUGGCCAAGGGCAGAAAAUAUAAAUUUUUAGCUGGAGCUAAAGUUGCUGUUUAUACAUGGCAUGGUUGUAGAAUUAAAUUGAAUGGUACGACUGAAGUAGCGUAUAUCUCUAAAGAGACACCCAUGUUAAUGUAUUUAAACACACAUGUAGCAUUAGAACAGAUGAGAGUCAAGGCUGAUGAAGAAAAUACAAGAGGCCCUAGAGCAAUAAUUGUUGGACCAACUGAUGUGGGUAAAAGUACACUGUGUCGUAUUUUAUGUAAUUAUGGAGCUCGUCUGGGUAGAGCUCCAAUAUUUGCUGACCUUGAUGUAGGUCAGGGUCAUACUGAUAUCCCUGGAACUCUGGGAGCUUUAUCUGUAGAACGACCAUCUGAUCCAGAAGAAGAUUAUUCACAGUUAAGUCCCCUAUCAUUUCAUUUCGGCCAUAAAUCCCCAGGAGAUAACGUCACCUUAUACAGCUUACUGGUUCAGAGAUUAGCAGAAGUCAUUAAUCUCAGAUGUGAAAAAAGCAAGAAAACCAAUGUUAGUGGGUGUAUUAUAAAUACAUGUGGAUGGAUUCGUGGAGAGGGAUACAAUAUGAUCAAAAUGGCUGCCGGAGCUUUUGAAGUUGAUUCUGUGAUGGUAAUAGAUCAAGAGAGAUUAUAUACAGAGUUAAGACGAGAUUUACCAGAAUUUGUAUCAGUUGUUUUAUUACCAAAAUCUGGUGGGGUUGUGGAGAGAAGUAAAAAUACGAGAGCUGAAGCGAGAGAUGCGAGAACACGAGAAUAUUUUUACGGCAUAGAUAACAGUUUAUAUCCUCAUACAUUUGAGAUUAAAUUUACCGAAGUCAAAAUUUAUAAAAUUGGAGCUCCCGAGUUACCCGAGUCCUGUCUACCAUUAGGUAUGAAUGCUGAAGAUCAUAAAACUAAAGUUGUUCCUGUUAUACCCAGUAUGUCGUUAUUACAUCAUAUAUUUAGUGUAUCAGCUGCUAACUCUAUAGAAGAUAAUAUCAAAGAAACUAAUGUUAUAGGAUUUGUUGUCAUUACAGCAAUAGAUAUGGAAAAACAAGCCUUCUCUGUUUUAGCACCAUCACCCAGACCUUUACCUAAAAACGUUUUACUUAUGAUGGAUAUACAGUUCAUGGAUAUUAAAUAAAAUCUGUUACAUGAUUGAAGAGAUAAACAAUGUUAUAGAUUAAUGGAGAUAAUUAUAUGUGUGUGUGAAUGGAUAAGUCUUGCGUAUGAUGAAUAGUUAUAAUUUGACUGUUUACUGAAUAAAUAUCACCUGUGAUCAUCUAAAAAUCAUCUACUCAUAAUGUGGUCCAAUCAGUUCAUUUCACUGUUAGUAUUUAUUGUCAUGAGUAUAAAGUUCAGUGCAGUGGGAGCUUACAGAAAUCAUAAGAACGUACACACAUCCCAAUGCUUGGUACCAGACACAAUCUGGUUAAAACACAGAUCCUAUUUCGUUUUGUUUUUAUAGUUCAAAAUUUCGUUUUACUUGUCUUUACUACACUUGGAUCUGGAAGAGUUGUUAUUAAACUCGUGUUCUGGAUGGUGUCAGGGAUAAGGCAAUGAAACGGUCUGUUACGGCGAGCUUUAGGCGUGUUUUGCACGGAACUGUGGGUAAUCCACUAGUAACAUCAAUGCUAAUUGGUUAAUCAAAUGUCUGACGUCAUAGGGUCAUAAGUUGGUCUUUUGACCCCUGACGUGACCUAUCGCUAUAACUUGUCAGAUCUUCAUGUAGUGUAGUCCAUCGAAAGUAUAAAAAGCGAAACGAAAUAUAGAUCUGUAUUAUAAUCAGAUUGUACCAGAAAAACUGUUUUUAUGAUUAGUUUCUUUUGUUCUGUUAGUUGAAAACCGAUCUAGUGGGGGGGGGGGGCACUAGUACAAGAUCUUUAGCUGUAGUAGGAAACCGGGGAAAACACAUGAGGUGUGGCAGGCGACCCUACUUCUGGUCACUUAUAAGCCUGGUAGCAACUCAUACCAUUUGACUAUUACAUAUCUUAAGAUUUACGUGUUUUGAUUUUUUUGACUCAUGUAUCUCAUUUAGCCAGUCGUCACAUUUGAAAAUUUAGGCUGCAUGAUAUCUUUCAAUCUCAAAAUUGAAUCAAAAUUUUGUGUCCUGAUGAAAUCAAACACGUUAUUUAUUUUUUUUAAUCACCAUUUUAAGUCCAUAUUUUAGCAAGAUUUUUAAUUCAUUUGAUUACCUACACAAGAGCCUAAUCAUUUUAAGAUAAUAAAAUGUACAUAGUAUU